Heterobasidion irregulare TC 32-1 is the source of this 893-nucleotide messenger RNA. RefSeq lists its product as uncharacterized. NCBI's taxonomy places the organism in Eukaryota, Fungi, Basidiomycota, Agaricomycetes, Russulales, Bondarzewiaceae. The coding region runs from base 1 to 831 and encodes 276 amino acids. The record is from RefSeq and is a predicted model, not a curated record. The transcript has 5 exons.
AUGGCGAUCAUUGAUCCACAGGACUUGGAGCGUCUCUGGGCGCUGCUCACGGAGCUGGCGGAGCAGACGAACAGCCAUCGCCACUACACCGCGAACUUACACGCACAGGCGAAUAACGUCAAGAACCAAGCGAUCCAUUCUCAGACGGGAUUCGUGCUGCGACGAUUUAACCUCGAUAAAUCACAAGAAGAGUACGAUGCAGAGCUGGAACGCAUGAACACUGUCAUGGCGGCCGACAACCAGGCUCUUCUGCACGACAACAAGCAAUUGAAUGCGCUGAUUAAAGAAUACGAAACGACCUUGGAAAACGUCAUGAACCAGUUCCGGAACCGUGCCCACGAAGUGCAAGAACAGGAGCUCUCGCUUGUCCGGGAGUACGAGACGCGCCUGAUCGCGCGCGAGACGGAGGAGCAUGCGCAGCGGCUUGCGGCGAGCUCGGCGUAUUCUGAAUCGCUCACGCGCAUGUCACGGAUGCUCCGGAAGCAGCUGCGCGCGCUGGGCGGCGAGGACGUGACAGAGGUGCCCGCGGGGGCGCAAGACGCGUACAGGCCGGAGGAGUGGAACGCGCUCGCGGCGGCGGACUGGGCGCUGGAGCGCGAGUCAGAGCUCGCGCGCCUGGAGAAGGAGAACGCGCUGCUGCGACGUCUGAUGGGGGACGAGUCUUUGAACGACGACGGGCCGGCGAACGAGCGACCGGUGCCGUUGACGGUGGAGGAGGUGCGGCAGAGGCUGGUGUUCCCGACGCGGGACAAGAGCGUGAAGCUUGGUGGGGCGAAGGGCACGGUCGGGCCGUUUGCGACGUACAAGCGGAUGAGGGCACUGGCGAGUUGACGUUAGGACGCGAUGUGUAUGUUCGUAAUACUAGCUUCAGAUGGAUUUCUUGUGGCGCUGCU